UGGCCUUAAACUACCAGACUCCGGGUUUGAUGAUGGAUCUCUACAAUGGUUGGUUCAAUAAGAAUGGUGGGUGUGGCUAUGUACUUAAACCCGCCAUCAUGAGGGAGGAGAUUGCAUAUUUUAGUGCUAAUACAAAAGAAGUCAUUCCAGGGGUAUCACCACAGAUUCUUCAUAUAAAGAUUAUCAGUGGUCAAUAUUUCCCGAAACCGAAAGGUUCAGGGGCUAGAGGUGAUGUAACAGACCCUUACGUAACCAUAGAGAUAUUUGGUAUUCCAGCAGACUGUGCCGAGGAGAGAACUAAAACUGUACCUCAUAAUGGUGAGUUUUUUUAUGGCGUUUGUAAACCAGUCUCUCAGUACAUAAAUGAAAUCACUGUACCCUGUCUU
Ruditapes philippinarum (Manila clam) is the source of this 386-nucleotide messenger RNA. RefSeq names its product inactive phospholipase C-like protein 2. Gene Ontology annotation, molecular function: phosphatidylinositol-4,5-bisphosphate phospholipase C activity. NCBI's taxonomy places the organism in Eukaryota, Metazoa, Mollusca, Bivalvia, Venerida, Veneridae. Gene Ontology annotation, biological process: lipid metabolic process; intracellular signal transduction. The transcript is spliced from 2 exons. The record is from RefSeq and is a predicted model, not a curated record. The annotation marks the transcript as partial.